Messenger RNA from Entrophospora sp. SA101, 930 nucleotides. The record is from the annotation of a GenBank genome assembly. NCBI's taxonomy places the organism in Eukaryota, Fungi, Glomeromycota, Glomeromycetes, Entrophosporales, Entrophosporaceae.
AUGCCAAAGUCAAAGUUAACUGGUCCUUGCUUUAUUCAUAAUUGUUAUAAAAAUUCUAACAAUUUUAGAUGUUUAUCUGAUAGAGCUAUAGAAAAAGCAACUUAUAAAGGAAAUCUUCAAAGAUAUCCUUAUUUACAACAAGGUCAACAAAUUUGUUUUCCCCAUUACAUGGCUAUUGUUAAAAAUCCUCCAUCUGUUAAAGAAAGAGAAGAAAGAGAAAAAGAAAUUAUUCAAUAUAUCAACCUAAUUGAAACAAAUAUCAUACCAGCAUUUUCAACAUCCUUUGACAUAAAUUUAUCAUUUGGUCCUGAACCCAAUUAUGAGAAAAUCAUCACAGAAUACAAAAUGUUUCAUUAUGAUAAAUCAUUUAUUUAUGAUUAUAGAGGUAUUUUAUCUGAGCUUGAUAUUGCUAUGAAACUUGGGAUGAAUAGAAGAGUAAUGCUAUCAUUAUUCAAAUUGGAUUAUCAGAAAGUAAUCAUGUUAAGAGCCAUGAAAAAAAUAUUCAUCCUGUAUGGUGGGGGAACUUCAUUGAUGUUAUGGUUUAACUGGACCAUCAUCAAAUUGAUCCAUCAGAUAGAAAUCAAUAUGCAACCAGAUUUCCCAUUUGAUAUGGUCCAUGCACAAUUUUUAUUAUUGGAAUUGAUAAAUUGUAUGCCAGUGUUGGUAAUAGAUAGGUGGGAUGCAAAAAUAUCAAACCAUGGUGAUAUUUCUUCUAUCGAUCAUAAUAAUAAUUCAAUAUGUCAUGUUAGUAGUGAUGGUGAUGACAAUAGUAAUAUAUCACAACAAUCAGCAUUAAAACAAUACCUCGCAUCUUCUUCAUCUUCAGCAUCUAAACAACAGUGUAUUUCAUCACUAUCUACAUCAAAAGGCAAUUUUGAAAUUGAAGAUUUAGUUCAAGGAUUAUCAAACGUUAAAGUACACCAUCAUUGA